Molecule: messenger RNA, 1137 nt
Organism: Penicillium maclennaniae
Lineage: Eukaryota; Fungi; Ascomycota; Eurotiomycetes; Eurotiales; Aspergillaceae
Exons: 2
Coding region: 1-1137 (378 amino acids)
Source: RefSeq, a predicted model, not a curated record
AUGCCGCUUCAUCUGCUCGGCAAAAAGUCAUGGAACGUCUACAAUCCAGAGAAUAUCGCCCGCGUCAAGCGCGACGAGGCACAGGCCAAGGCCCGCGAAGAGGAGGAUGAACGGCAGAUGCAAGAGGUCGAUGCCGAGCGUCGAAUCCAGAUCCUGCGUGGAGAGCGAGUACCUACACCUCCUUUACCACCAACAUCCCGUGAAUCGCCGGAAGUAUCUCGGCGGAGCCGAAAAGCCCCUGACGACUCGGGGAGGAAUCGCAUCAAGAGACGUCGCCUUGCUGGCGAAGAUGACACGGACAGGGACAUCAGAGUAGCCCGAGAGGACGCAGCUCAAGCAGUCGCCAAACGAGAUGAGCUAUCCAUAGCCGCCCAGAGAGAACGUAAGGAAAUACAAGUGUCCCUUGUGGACAGUGCUGGCCACAUCAACUUGUUCCCGGAGCGAGAAAACAAGAAUGCUGAAAAGAACCCCGAAGCCCAAGCCGAGGCGAUGCGAAAGAAACGUGAAUUUGAAGACCAAUACACGAUGCGGUUCUCUAAUGCUGCUGGUUUCAAGGAGACCGCUGGGCGCCAACCAUGGUACUCUUCUGGUGACCAAGCUGCGACAGCACCGAAUUCAAUGUCCGAAAAAAAUGUAUGGGGGAACGAGGACCCAAUGCGCAAAAAUCGAGAAAGGGCUCGUAUGGAUGCCAAUGAUCCUCUUGCAGCAAUGAAGCGCGGUGUGCGGCAGUUGAAAACGGCACAGCAAGAACGAAAAAAAUGGAACGACGAGAAAAGAAAAGAAAUAGAAGACCUCAAAUUUGAUGAGCGCCAGCGCUCGAGGCGCCAGUGGAAUCGCUCAACAUCUAGAGAUAGCCUUGAUGGUUUCCGGCUUGAUGCCCCAGCACGCGGAGACCGUGGCUCUGAUAAAAAGGAGCACAGGAGUUCUCAACGUCACCAUCGUCACCAUCGUGAUGGAAGCCGUGAUCGACGUCGUGAUCGAAGCCUAAAGCGUUCGUACCGGGAUAAUAGUCCUGAACGUUCUCAUCGACGUUCAUAUUCUUCAGAGCGUACUCAUCUGCAUCCCCAUGAUGAGUCCCAUGCUUAUGACAGGCGUUCGAGGAAGUCUGAACCUGGCACAUUCUACGGGAAGCGUUGA